Molecule: messenger RNA, 2491 nt
Organism: Nerophis ophidion (straightnose pipefish)
Lineage: Eukaryota; Metazoa; Chordata; Actinopteri; Syngnathiformes; Syngnathidae
Gene: sh2d3ca
Product: SH2 domain containing 3Ca
Exons: 14
Coding region: 171-2270 (699 amino acids)
Biological process (GO): positive regulation of peptidyl-serine phosphorylation; small GTPase-mediated signal transduction
Molecular function (GO): phosphotyrosine residue binding; guanyl-nucleotide exchange factor activity
Source: RefSeq, a predicted model, not a curated record
GCCAUGCACACGGCCGCCUCCCGCUUCUGGACUCUUCUGCUUAUUGCUGCUGCUGACCACCGCCGCCAUGUCCAGGGCUUAGCCCGCACACUCUCUCUCUCUGUGUGUGUGUGUGCAUGUGUGUGUGUGAGUGUGUGUGAGUGCAGGGUUAGGGAAGACGCGAGUCCACCAUGACGGAACGCUGCAGUCUGUGGAGCGCCUUGUCGGCUGCAGCCUGCUGCUUCUACCGGGGAUCCUUCAUGCAGGUGCAGUUCUCCAAGGAGAAGUACCUGCUGGAGUCUCCUCCUGAGAAGCUGCGCAAGGAGCUGGAAGAGGAGCUGAAGCUCAGCCCUACCGACAUCAGGAGCCACGGCUGGUACCAUGGACACAUACCCAGGGAGGUGUCAGAGACUCUGGUCGUGCGCCACGGAGACUUCCUGGUGCGAGACUCUCUGGUCAACGUGAGCGACUACGUGCUGACCUGUCGCUGGGACCACGAGGCGCUGCACCUGAAGAUCAGCAAAGUCCUGCUGAAGUCCAGCGACACCAAGGUCCAGUAUGUGCUGGAGGGGGAGGGCUUCGACUCGGUCCAGGACCUGGUCCGUUUUUACGUGAGUCAGCGUAAAGCCGUGUCCCAGUCCAGCGGCGUCCACAUCUACUGUCCAGUCAGCAGGACUGUCCCACUGCGCUACCUGGAGGCCACCUUCGCCCUCGCCAGCGCCAAGCAAGGCUCCGCCUACUCGCCCUCCGGCCACAGGGGGGCGUACAUCAAGAGGCGCAGCGUCACCAUGACCGACGGCCUCACCGCAGACAAGAUGCUACCUCACAGUGACUCUGACAGUCCAGUUGGGACACCACCAGGACCACAGCCGGACCCGGUGCCCACCUGCAGUCCUUCCACGGUGCACCAUCACAAAGACGCAAUGAGGAACUGCGCCAUGAGCAUGGACCACAUCCAGGAGUACCGCCGCCCCCUGUCGCCGGUGGGAGAGACCCCGCUGUCGCCGGCGUACUGCGCAAUCAUGAGACAGCGGGCCCACUCGGGGGGGCGUGUCCUGGCCGUGGUGCCGCCCUCCCCCGUCACGCGGCGUUCCAGCGACCCUCAGCUCAGCCCGUCUUCCGCCGGCCACCCCCCCGACCAUCCCGCCUUCCACUCCGCCCACUCCUCGCCCGCGCAUCGUCACGCUCUCCAAGCGCGGCCCUCGGGCAGCUACGGCGACCUCGGACCCUGUGCGGGCGGCCCCCCCAAGCCUCCCACCAAGACCUACGUGGAGCGACUGCGGGCGGAGGAGGGGAGGAGCGAGGGCAGCAGGCAGGAAGGAGACGCCAUGUGCAGCACUCCGCUGGUGGAGACCGCCUCCUUCUUCAGGCCAGCCAGGUACGAGUGUUGCAUCCUGCCUGCUGACAACAAACCUCUGGAGAUGUCCGUGCUGAAGAAGGUGAAGGAGCUGCUGGCUGAGGUGGACGCCAGCACUGCUGCUAAACACAUCACCUUGGUGGACUGCACGGUGGGCAGAAUAGUGGGCGUGUCCUCAGAGAUGCAAAGGAUGAUGGGAGUUUCCUCGGGCUUGGAGUUACUGACCCUACCUCACGGACACCAGCUGAGACUGGACCUGCUGGAGAGGUUCUACACCAUGUCCAUGACGAUGGCGGUGGAGCUGCUGGGCUGCACGGGCAGCACGGAGGAGAGGGCGGCGCUGCUCCACAAGACCAUCCAGGUGGCGGCGGAGCUGAAGAGCAACCUGGGAAACAUGUUUGGCUUCGCCGCCGUCAUGAGAGCCUUGGAUCUGCCGCAGAUUUCCCGCCUGGAGCAGACGUGGGUCACGCUGCGGCAGAGACACACAGAGGCCGCCAUUUUGUACCAGAAGAAACUCAAACCUUUCCUCAAGAACCUGAAUGACGGCAAAGAGUCCAGCGUCCUGGCCACCACCACCUUCCCGCACGUCAUACCCGUCCUGGCGCUGCUAGAGCGAGGCCUGGCCCCGGGCGAGGUGCCGGAGCCCUGGGAGAGCGGCGAGGUGGGCGUGGACGUGGUCAUGCAUCACCUGGAGGCCGCACGCAGCGUGGCGCACCACAGGGGGGUGUACCGGAGCAACGCCCACAGCAAACUGCAGGACUUGCAGGUGCAGGAGGAGAUAGCGUCCAUCUUCCAGACUGAGUUCCAGAUGCGUGUGCUGUGGGGCAGUGGAGGGUCAGAGGUCAGCCAGCAGGAACGUUACCACAAGUUCCAGCAGGUUCUCACCGCUCUCUCACACAAGCUGGAACCUCCGCCGCGACACAGCCAGCUAUAGCCACCCUCACGCGUGCACCACCAAGGACAACGGUCAAGGAGGACGGCGGUCAAGGAAGACGGCGGUCAAGGAGGACAGAAGUCAAGGAGGACAGCGGUCAAGGAGGACAGAAGUCAAGGAGGACAGUGGUCAAGGAGGAUGGCGGUCAAGGAGGACAGAAGUCAAGGAGGACAGAAGUCAAGGAGGACGGCGGUCAAGGAGGACGGCGGUCAAGGAGGACG